This is a messenger RNA of Balaenoptera ricei (Rice's whale), 536 nucleotides long. It is a transcript of the gene RPS25, whose product is annotated as ribosomal protein S25. Bases 105 to 482 code for a protein of 125 amino acids. NCBI's taxonomy places the organism in Eukaryota, Metazoa, Chordata, Mammalia, Artiodactyla, Balaenopteridae. Gene Ontology annotation, cellular component: cytosolic small ribosomal subunit. Gene Ontology annotation, molecular function: structural constituent of ribosome. The record is from RefSeq and is a predicted model, not a curated record. The transcript has 5 exons.
CUCGCUGCAGGCGGAGGUUUCUGGGUUUCUUCGCUAAACGCACUUCCUUUUUGUCCGACAUCUUAGCGAAGCGAGGUGGUAGGAGUUCCUCUCUCGGCUUCGUUAUGCCGCCCAAGGAUGACAAGAAGAAGAAAGAUGCCGGAAAGUCGGCCAAGAAAGACAAAGACCCAGUGAACAAAUCUGGGGGCAAGGCCAAAAAGAAGAAGUGGUCCAAAGGCAAAGUUCGGGACAAGCUCAAUAACCUAGUUUUGUUUGACAAAGCAACAUAUGACAAACUCUGUAAAGAAGUUCCCAACUAUAAGCUUAUAACUCCAGCUGUCGUCUCUGAGAGACUGAAGAUUCGUGGCUCCUUGGCCAGGGCAGCCCUGCAGGAGCUGCUUAGUAAAGGACUUAUUAAACUGGUUUCAAAGCACAGAGCUCAAGUAAUUUACACCAGAAAUACCAAGGGUGGAGAUGCUCCAGCUGCUGGUGAAGAUGCAUGAACAGGUCCCACCAGCUGUAUAUUUUGAAAAAUAAAACUUUAUUAAAUCAAAUAA